AACUUACAGCAUAAAAUCAAUACGGUAUUUGCUCAUUUUACUAAAUUUUUCUAUUGUUUUUCUGGUUCCACAGGAAUUUUAUAGUUUAUUCAAUCUUUUCUUGAGCAUUGCUGUUCUGAGCCAAGUCUUGAUUCGGCGCAAAGAAGAAAAGGAUCGUUCAGCGCUAGAACUUGUCCUGGCAAAGUGCAGAUUACGUGCAGGAGAAUAUGAAUCGACGGAUAUAUAUCCUUAUCGCAAAUACUGAGGAUUUUUAAGACAAAAAGCACUUGUGUUCUCGUAGUCAUUUUAAUUUUCCAUGGUUGUUGAAAGGGCGCUAUUUCUGCUUUCAGCUUCAUUUUCUGCUGUUCUUUAUUUCUGGGCAAGAUUUUCCCAAAACKUCUAAUUAGGCAUUCAAUGAGUGCAGUUAAAUCCUUUUCUUCCAAAUUUAGGUUAAGUUUUGGUAACAGCUGACUCUUGCAUAACCGUGUCAAUGAGUGGAAUGUAUGCAGAAUCCCUGCAAUGAGAUGGUUGAUUGUUUCGAUGACUCUGAUGACCACAUAUUAUGGGGUUUCCACUUCAACACCUAAUUUUUAAACCAUCUAUGUAGCACUUGAAAAAAUUGCAUUGAAGUGAUGAUCAGCGUUCAUUCUUCGCAUGUUCAGUGUUGCACCCAAUGUUGUUAUGAAUAGACCAUUCAUAAGAGAAGAACACUAAGUGGCUGCGUCAGUGACAAAACAUCACUGAAACAAAAAAUUCCAAUAAUAAAUCUGAAGUUGCACAGUACUGUGACUAAAUUUGACGCUUUUGCUGCAAUCGUUAUAUUCUUCCAUUCGCUUAUUUUUGUCAGUAUUUGAACGAUUUCUGGAAGGGUGACAGUGAAUUGAAGAACGUCAUCAUGUCUUUGUACCUGCCUUUUCUUACAAAGCUGCACAAUUUUUCUGCCCAAGAAUUUAGCUAAAACAGUGUUACAUUUCGGUCUUGAAACUUCGAAAAUUCUCUGAAUAUCCUUCCAAUCAAAGCAAUUUGUUCAGAUUAUGGGAAAAAAAUGCUGCCAUCUCAGUGUUCUCUCUCUCUCAGUUCCCCCCGUGGAUCCGGCCCUGGCUCUUACAUUCAAUAUGGAAUAGGCAAUUUGUUAACGCCCUUUAGUACUAUGAUAGAGAUGCUUUAAUUGUUGGGAUAUUUUAACAUUUUAUGAGUUAAGAUUAAAUGUAGAUCUGAAGAUUACAAUCCUAAUCGCAUUCCGUUUCCCAGUCCCCAUGUAAUUGAAGCUGUUUUUGUAUCAUUUUUAAAUCGAUUGUUUAGGGUUUGAACACAUUUUAUUCCAAUAUUUUCAGUAUCUUUAUUUUAUUAAAUUAUUCUACUUGAUUUAUGUAAGUUGUUUGUUCGUUUACACACUCUCUAAGUUUUUAGGAUUUUCAUACAUAUACAUAUAUUUAUAGGUAUAAAUCACAUUAUUUAAUUACAGGAUUAUAAUUCCAAUAUAUAUUUGAAUUCCAGCUCAAUUACAACCACAUACAAAAUGCAGGGCACACCAAUUAAAUACCACCUAUUGCUCUGUGCACUACUGUGUCACAACUGUCACCCUGUAAUAACACAACGCACUUCGUUGGAUGUCACAUUCCGAAACUUGUAUCGACCCCUACGUUUGAUUGGCUUAAAUUUUGCCGGGCGUUCAGGUGACAAUCCGGAUAAUCGACAACUUGUGCGCGAUAUGGGCAAAACGCAAAAUCUCAACACACGCGCGCGUUCGUUGGUGAAUUUCUGCGAUGCGCUGAAUGGACCCGGAAAACGUAGUGAAACACGCCCGACAUCGGUGCAUCGUUUACGACCCGGUGAUAUAGAUAUCGUUGGUGCUAUGGGUGAUUCACUAACAGCUGGUAACGGUAUUUUCGCGACAAAUUUAUUACACAUUACGGUAGAGAAUCGAGGUAUGGUCUGGAGUAUUGGUGGGCAAGGCACUUGGCGACAGUAUUUAACGAUGCCAAAUAUUUUGAAGGAAUUCAAUCCGAACUUGUAUGGCUACUCGCUGAAAGAUGGGCUCUCCACCGAUCGCAGUUCGAAAUUCAACGUCGCUGAGUUGGGCGCCAUGUCACGUGAUAUACCUUACGAAGCGCAAGUGCUAGUCAAACGCUUGUCACGUGAUCCGAAAGUGAAUAUGACCACAGAUUGGAAGCUUAUCACUCUACUCAUUGGUAAUAACGACUUUUGUUCAGACGUCUGUUUUCUGCCACGACCAGAGGAUGCGAUCAAGCAGCAUGAAGAAAAUAUGGUGAAGACUUUUCGUUAUUUACGUGAUAAUGUGCCACGUCUAAUGAUAAAUGUAGUGCCAUCGCCAAAAUUGGAUUUCCUCGUGCCUUUGAGUACGAAAACACCCGUUUGUCAUACGACCUUGUCAUUCGAAUGCCCUUGUUUAGUGGGUAAGCCCAAGCCGCAAUUGGUAAAAAUGAUAAAACUGAUGAAAGAUUGGGUUGCGAAGGACAAAGAGAUCGUGAAUAGGGACGAGUUUAAUACGGAGACAUUCACCAUUAAUCUGCAGCCGUUUACACUAUUCGAAGAUUUCUUUCCCAGUAACGAUGACGCAAUGAAAUUCAAAUUUCUGUCCGAGGACUGCUUCCAUUUGAGUCAGCGUGGUCAUGCGAUUAGCGCCAAUUAUCUCUGGAAUAAUAUGCUUGAAGACGAAGACAAUAAAAGUAUUAUGGAUGAACCUACUUUAUUGAAGACAUUCCGCUGUCCCACCGAGGCGCGUCCUUACUUAGUGACACGUGUCAAUAGCGCAAAAGAUUUUCUAGUUUGACUUUGAACAGCAAACACCUCGUCACCCAUUAACGGCAAUCUUUAAUUAUAAAUAUUUAUAUGUAGUUUAUAGUUAGUCAUGUAAUUAAUCCCUGUGAUAAUAUAAUUAGAAUGUAAUUAGACUACUUUUUAUAAAAAUCCAUGAGCAAAUUGUAGGGAAAAUUAUUUAUGUAAAAUAUUUGUACACGUGAUACUUGUGAAGUAAAACAAUAAACUGUAUUAUUUGCAAUUAAGUUAAUAAUUAUAUAAAUAAACGCAGAUGUGGCAAAUCUA
Messenger RNA from Bactrocera latifrons, 3045 nucleotides. RefSeq names its product phospholipase B1, membrane-associated-like. NCBI's taxonomy places the organism in Eukaryota, Metazoa, Arthropoda, Insecta, Diptera, Tephritidae. The record is from RefSeq and is a predicted model, not a curated record. Gene Ontology annotation, molecular function: glycerophospholipase activity. The coding region runs from base 1499 to 2773 and encodes 424 amino acids. Gene Ontology annotation, biological process: phospholipid metabolic process. The transcript is spliced from 5 exons.